Ruditapes philippinarum (Manila clam) is the source of this 2576-nucleotide messenger RNA. RefSeq lists its product as uncharacterized. NCBI's taxonomy places the organism in Eukaryota, Metazoa, Mollusca, Bivalvia, Venerida, Veneridae. Gene Ontology annotation, molecular function: protein binding. The coding region runs from base 110 to 2218 and encodes 702 amino acids. The record is from RefSeq and is a predicted model, not a curated record. The transcript is spliced from 2 exons.
GUCGAGGCGUUCGGAUCGCAAGAUACGACGUAGUUUUAUUUAAAGUUGGAAUUUCCCUAGUUUCUAUUUCAAUUUAUGCUCAAACGGUCAAGUUGGUGAAGUUAACAGGAUGUCGGAAAUUGAUUACACUCGCAAUGUAUCACUCAGACUGUCUAAAGUACUUGAUGAGAUAGGAGUGAACGAAAGAAUGGUAAUAAAAAGAAGGCGACUACAGCUAAUAAAUGAAACAAUAUGGACGAUAGGACAACAAUUAGUAUUAAAUGAAGACAUGAAUAUAUAUUCAUUAGGUAGUAGAGUAGAAGGUACUACAACACUUGGUCUUCAUUCUGACGGAGAUUUACUCUAUACAUUACCAAAAUCCAAAGUGAUACAAGACUGGAGUGAAUGGGAACCUGGUGUAGAAAACCUGUUAAUGAUACAGGAUGAAACUGUAUCACCAGGAUAUUGCUUAUUACAGAUACUUAGAGAAGAUGCUCCACUUCCAGAAGAGAAUGCGUAUCAUCAGAACUGGUAUAGAGAUAGAAUAGGAAGAGUAUUAUUAAAGAAUUCAAUAGUAAAUAUCGGGGGAGGUGAUGAACGUGUUAGACAUGGUCCAGCACAAUCAAUGGAUGAAAGACCUGGUUUCUUUGGUAGAGACAUUGUCCUUGCAAUGACUUGUCAACAAUGGCCAUUACAAGCUAGACAAUGGAUUAAUCAGCAAGGUGAAGGUCAAUGGCCUACAAACGAUAUGAAACAGUAUUGUAAAGGCACGGGAUGUUUUGUUGUAGGAGUUGGAAGCAAAGGCAGUGUUAAUGAAGAACUUGAAUGGAGAAUAUCCACUUCCAUUGCUGAGAGAUUUUUAAUGUUCAGUCUCAAUAUAACACAAAUCAGAUGCUUUGUCUUAAUGAAAAUGAUUUUAAAAACGUUUAUAACCACACAAUGCCCUGAUAGCAUUUCAAGUUACAUGUGUAAAACGGUCAUGCUUCAUUGUAUUUCAAGUACAGACAACAAUGCUUGGAACGAAAACACCUUGCUCAUCUGUUUGAAUUAUUGUCUGACAGUACUUUACAAUUGUGUUAUUAAUGAUUACUGUCCGCAUUUUAUCAUCCCAGAGAACAAUUUAAUGUUGAGACGUUUUACUCCGGUAACAAAACAAAUCAUUCUAGAUAGACUUUGUUACAUUAUUAGCAGUAACGGAAGUGCUUUACUUGAAAUAGAAUGUGAUCAACUUGGGUCUAGAAUUGAAAACACAUUUUUGAGAUUAAAAGAGAUUGUUCCUGAACAGAUGUCGUGUUUGAUUUCAGGAGAACUGGUCAAAAAUGCUGCUUAUAUUGUCAAUGAUAAUAUUACGGUCUUGCUUAUAGAAACGAAUAAAAUCAAUCACAUUAGAAUUCUAUUACAAAUAUUAUAUAUAUACCUAAUGAAAUUAACUCAUGAUAUGAAUCAAGGGCACAAUAAAUUAGCAUGUAGUAAAAUAGCUAAAUUUCUAAGCAUGCAUUUAGGAUCUGCACUAGCCUCAAUUAACUUACAAAGUGAACGAGGUGUCUGCCGAAAGUCUAUUGUUUUGAUGACGUUAGGUUUAAACAUUGAUGUAGCGUCAGGUAAACUGAAACUAGCCUCAAUGUUCUUGUGUACUGGAGAUAUUGAGAGGACAGAAUUCAUUUUGAAAAACAUUGAAGAAGGUUAUGAUCUCAAUAUAGUUGAACAAGUAUGUAAGUGCUACGAUUUUCGAAAAACUAAACAUAAAAAGGCAUUCGAUAAGCUAUGUUACGAAACAGAUAAUGAAUAUACAUUGUUGCAGAGUACAACUGCAUCUUGUGUCAGGUUUCUACGAUGCGAAAUAAACUGCUGUCCCUGCGAACUCCAACAUGAAAUGUUCAGAUCAUCACAACAAGACCUCCCUUAUAGAGGUAAAAAAGAUAUAUGGAUGGAUUUGGCUGUAGUAGAUUCUUUGCCUUACUUAUACUUUUUACAGUAUAAGACAUAUUCUCAUCUUAGAAGACAUCGGGAUAAACAGGCGGCAAUUUCCAACCUUGCUAAAUGUUUUGUAGAGGAGCCAAAUUUCGGACACAGAGAAACAGCGCUUAACCUUCUAGGUCAGUGUAUGGAGCAAGAAAAUAGAAUGGAUGCGGCUUUAACGUGUUAUCUGUUAUCACUAAAAAUACGAGGUAGAAAUAACGCUGCAAAGCUUCAUAUCUGUAGACUUAUCUGCUCAAUGUUAGGUCCAGUCUUGCAAUAAAAUGAACAAAAAUUUACUUUUUGCUACUGCAAUAUGACAAUAUGAAUACAGAUACUUUUGUAGAAAGGAAUACCUGUCAAACAGUUUGAAGAAACAAUAAAAUAAAUGUUUACGUUUCAAAUAAAGUUUUUAUUUGAUUUAAGAUAUGAAAUAUCACAUUUUGACGGUGUGUGGUAAUUCUUAUGCAUUGAAGCAGAAGUUAUUGGUCGGAAGAAUUUUCUAUGUUUUGUCGACACAUUAAAGGGUAUUAGAAUUACAGCUAAAUACGAAAAUGUAAUAGAAACAAAAGUCUGUCAAAGAUGUAUUUUUAUCGUGUAUACAUUAAACAGGAAAUAAAAUAAACCCCAAAGUUAGAAUA